AUGGCCAACAUUCAGUCCACAUCGUCGGCGCGCCACGUCCUCACCUUCGCCGUGCUAUACUCCGCGUCAAUCUGGGCGGUGAUUCUCCCUCUGCCGCGCCUCGCGGAAGCAGUUGCCCUCUCCGACGUGCUGGCUCAAAUCCGCGAUCAGGCCCAGUUUCCCUCCAGUGACCUAUCCGCUGGAAUGGUGGAGUUUUCCGCGGGAUACGACAAGGUGACCGACAUCAGCAGUGUCUCGCUUCUGUUACCUUCCAACGACGCCUGGAGUCAAGCGCUCUCGGGCUACCAGGGCAUGAACCCGUCCGCUACAACCGCGUCGGACCCGCUUUAUGAGGCGCUCGACACGAUGGUGAAGUCCAAGGGCGCCGUGGCGAGUCUCAACGCCAUGUCUGCCAACGCCAAGAAUGCCAUGUCCCGGCUGGCCAAGUACAUGGCGAUCCGCGAAUACAUCUCAGUCCAGGAUAUGGAAUCUGGCAAGGUCUCUAGCGCGGUGUUCCCCGCCAACAUGGGCUCCCUCACCAGCUACGAUGCCGUGUCACCGUACGGCAAAGGUGCUGGUACUUUUGCCUUGUAUGGAAGCUCCAUGGCCCUGGUUCUUUCGAUGAUUGCAGCGCUUUUGCUCUAG
Messenger RNA from Closterium sp. Naga37s-1, 624 nucleotides. The record is from the annotation of a GenBank genome assembly. Lineage: Eukaryota; Viridiplantae; Streptophyta; Zygnematophyceae; Desmidiales; Closteriaceae.